AUGCCACUGUUGAAAACCUGCCCACCAGUGUCAGCUGGCCUGCCCACCGGUGUCAGCUGGCCUGCCCACCGGUGUCAGCUGGCCUGCCCACCGGUGUCAGCUGGCCUGCCCACCAGUGUCAGCUGGCCUGCCCACCAGUGUCAGCUGGCCUGCCCACCGGUGUCAGCUGGCCUGCCCACCAGUGUCAGCUGGCCUGCCCACCAGUGUCAGCUGGCCUGCCCACCAGUGUCAGCUGGCCUGCCCACCAGUGUCAGCUGGCCUGCCCACCGGUGUCAGCUGGCCUGCCCACCAGUGUCAGCUGGCCUGCCCACCAGUGUCAGCUGGGCUGCCCACCAGUGUCAGCUGGCCUGCCCACCGGUGUCAGCUGGCCUGCCCACCAGUGUCAGCUGGCCUGCCCACCAGUGUCAGCUGGCCUGCCCACCAGUGUCAGCUGGCCUGCCCACCGGUGUCAGCAGGGCUGCCCACCAGUGUCAGCUGGCCUGCCCACCGGUGUCAGCUGGGCUGCCCACCGGUGUCAGCUGGCCUGCCCACCGGUGUCAGCUGGCCUGCCCACCGGUGUCAGCAGGGCUGCCCACCGGUGUCAGCUGGGCUGCCCACCGGUGUCAGCUGGGCUGCCCACCGGUGUCAGCUGGGCUGCCCACCGGUGUCAGCUGGGCUGCCCACCGGUGUCAGCUGGCCUGCCCACCGGUGUCAGCUGGCCUGCCCACCGGUGUCAGCAGGGCUGCCCACCGGUGUCAGCUGGGCUGCCCACCGGUGUCAGCUGGCCUGCCUACCGGUGUCAGCAGGGCUGCCCACCGGUGUCAGCUGGGCUGCCCACCGGUGUCAGCUGGCCUGCCCACCGGUGUCAGCAGGGCUGCCCACCGGUGUCAGCUGGCCUGCCCACCGGUGUCAGCUGGGCUGCCCACCGGUGUCAGGAGCGCUCCCUGA
Procambarus clarkii (red swamp crayfish) is the source of this 927-nucleotide messenger RNA. Its product is annotated as multiple epidermal growth factor-like domains protein 6. NCBI's taxonomy places the organism in Eukaryota, Metazoa, Arthropoda, Malacostraca, Decapoda, Cambaridae. The record is from RefSeq and is a predicted model, not a curated record.